This is a messenger RNA of Saprolegnia diclina VS20, 2120 nucleotides long. RefSeq lists its product as hypothetical. Lineage: Eukaryota; Oomycota; Saprolegniomycetes; Saprolegniales; Saprolegniaceae. The transcript has a single exon. The coding region runs from base 39 to 1826 and encodes 595 amino acids. The record is from RefSeq and is a predicted model, not a curated record.
CGAACGUUGGCCAGUUUGCGAGUCCGCGCCACGUCGCCAUGGACGAGACGAGCGCCCCCGAGGUCCGCCACCGCCCGGCGCAUGAGCUCAAGGCCGACGAAGAAGAAGCCCUCGUGCAGGAGACGUCUCCAUCCGACCUGCGCGAGGUCGACGGCGCCGAGACCAAGGCGCUGCUGCCCUCGCCGCUCUGCAGCGUCGCCGACACGGACGCCACCUUUGACGAGAGCUCGGACGACGACGAUAGCGCGCUCGAGGCCGGCGCGGUCCAAGUCGACGCGCUGCGCAAGGGCGGGUCGCCCAACCUGUAUGCGCGCGAGAACAUUGGGCUGCUCCUCAACUACGGAUGCGUCGGCCUCGUGCUCGGCAUCUUCCCCAGCACCAUCUACCCGUUCAUGAGCUUGUACCUCAACAUGGACGGGUACCAGUCGACGGCCGCGACGGUCCUUGUCGGCUUGCCCUGGUCGUUCAAGAUGGUCAUUGGCAUUGUCUCGGACUCGUUUCCGAUUUGCGGCUACCGCCGCCGGCCCUACAUCCUCUUUGGCUGGAGUCUCUGCGUGCUCUUCCUCUUGAUCAUGGCACUGCUACCCGUCGGCGCGCCGUACUAUGUGCCCGGCGAGCUCCAGCGCACGUCGAACGCAAGCGCCCGUGUUGUCCUCAAUAAGAAUGCACCGAACGAAGGGGCCAAGUACAUCCUCCUCAUGAUGCUGGCUAGCUUUGGCUACGUGAUUGCCGACGUGGCCUGCGACGCGGUCGUCGUCGAGUUUGCGCAGCGCGAGACGUCGCACGUCCGCGGCACGACGCAGACCACGGUGUACAUGGUGCGGUAUGCGACCACAACAUUGGCGUCGGCGGUCGUCGGCUUUUGCUUCAACGGACGCGCGUACGGCGGCAGCUUCAACUGGUCGCUCUCGUUCAACCACAUGAUGGUGCUCGCAGCGUGCGGCGCGGCGCUGGGCAUACCCGCGACGCUGUUUUUCCCAAAGGAAGAGCAAGUCGUGGGCGAACCCUUUGUCAGUCGCUGCAAGACCAUGUGGCGCCUUGCGCAAAAGCGCGCGAUCUGGCAGAUCAUGGCGUUUUCGUUCCUUAACGCGCUUCUCUUUGACUUUGAAGCGACGCCAUCGAACGUGGUGCAGCGCGACUGGGCGCGGGUCCAGCCGCUCAACAGUGCGGCGUUUGUGGUCCUCGCGAAUGCCCUCUUGACGCUCUCGCUCUACUUGACGAAGACGUACUUUUUGAACGUGAGCUGGCGCACGCUGAUUCUCGUGACGACAGUCUCCAUGGUGGUGCUCGAUGCGACCGUGAGCUUCCUCACCAUCUUUGACGUACUCCGCAACCAGUGGUUUUACCUCGGCGCGCCGGUCCUUGGCAACAUCCCCCAAGGCGUCCGGUUUGUCGUCUCGGGCUACGUGACGGUGGAGGUUGCUGAAGUCGGCUUUGAAGGCACCACGUACGGCCUUCUAACGACAGUCUCGAACCUCGCGCAGCCGUUCGCUUCGAGUCUCUCCAAGAUGGUCGACGGGUACUUUGACGCGUUCCAAGAUGACAUUGCCAAAGACACGCCGUACGUGCGCCGCCAAGUCGCCUACACGUUUGUGAUCAUGUACAGCGUACGCCUCUUGAGCAAUGCGACGCUGUGGCUCUUGCCGCGCCAGAAGGCUGAGGCGCAGGCCCUUCGACGCCAUGGCGGGUCGAGCCAAGUCGCCGCUGUGAUCGCCUUCUCGACGGCGUUUCUCUGUCUCGCAUGGUCGAUCUUGACCAACCUCUUGUCGAUCUUCGAGUCGACAGCGUGCCUCCGUAUCGCUGGCGGCAAGGGCUGCGCCGCCUAGCCUCUCUUUGUCCAGAUAAAAAUGCAUGGCCUUAAUUACCACCUUGUCUAUCGUUCUUGUCGCAUCUCUCGCGGUCAAUGUCUUGCUACAGUCGGUCGCUACCUCUACGCAAGGCGUCGUGCAGCCUGGCGGCGGCGAACCUCGUCGUCGGGCGUCGUCGCGCCCGGUCGUCGUCGUUGCCUCGCUCGCUUCUCCGGCGGGAUCGCACGUGUCGGGUAACGGGCCAAUCAGCGGCGGUCAUGACGUGGAAUAUAAUUAUGCCUCUUUAUGUGGAUAAAUGUAUGUGCCAUUGAU